AUGGUCUGGGGGACUGCCCUGUAUCCCGGUGGGAUGACGGUGGUUUUCCGAGAAGGGCCCAGCUGCGGCAGCAACUGUGCCCCCUGCCUCUGCUUUCAAACCCCAGCCCAGAUGAGUGAUUCAGGCAGCGCCACGCCCCAGCCCUACAGUGCCGGUAGCUUAGCGGAGAGAGGCCCAAGUGUCAACAUUAUCCGGGGGAAGGAGAAACUUUCAGCUUUUCUGGAGAAGUUGGCUUUAUGGGAGAAACGAAUGGUUCACCAACUAAUCGUGCUAGCAUCCUCGUUAGCAGUCUUGAACUUCGUUCAGGCGCAACAAGAUGUAAGCAUCUGCAUAAUGGCCAUUGCUCGUUCCUGCGCUGAGUGCAUUCAAGUGGAUGAGUCGUGCGGAUGGUGUACGGAUGAGAACUUCCGCUCAGUGCACCAGUCCACUCGCUGUGACGUUAUGUCGUCUCUGAGAGCCAGGGGCUGCAAGGAGGCCCAGACGGUGAACCCUCGAGGCAGCGUCCGGAUUGAGGAGAACAAACUGCUCUCCGAUGGCGAUGCACACCAGCAGGCCACGCAGGUUCAACCUCAGAAACUCACCCUUACUCUCAGAACCGGCGAGCCGCAGACUUUUAACAUGAAGUUCAAGCGAGUCUCAUCAUCUGAGGUCAUUCUGGAAAACAGCCAGCUUCCACAGGGAGUUUCCAUCAACUUUGAGUCCAUUUGUAAGAAUGGCAUGGAGGGGACCGACGAAGACGGCAGGAAGUGUUCAGAUGUCUCCAUCGGAGAUGAGGUGACCUUUAAGAUCUCCAUUAAGUCCCAGAAGUGCGAGCCGCGUGGCAUGCCGGAAAGCAUCAAGAUCAAACCGCUGGGCUUCACCGAGGAGGUGGAGGUGGUCCUGAACUUCAUCUGCGAGUGUCCAUGCUCGGACAUGGGGGAGCCCAACAGCGACAAGUGCGAAGGUCAUGGCACUUUCGAGUGCGGUCUCUGCCGGUGCAACGAGGGUCGCGUCGGGCAUCUGUGCAAGUGCAGCACGGAAAAUAUGGAUACGGAGGAUAUGGAUGCAAAUUGUCGCAAGGACAACGGCACCGACAUCUGCAGCAACAACGGCGAUUGCCUGUGCGGAACCUGCGAGUGCAAAAAGAGGAAUAAUCCCUCUGAGAUCUAUAGCGGGAAAUACUGCGAGUGCGACAACUUCAAUUGUGACCGCUCCGGCAACAAGCUCUGUGGAGGCCACGGUCGUUGUGAGUGCCGCGAGUGCGUGUGCGACGCGAACUACACAGGCAGCGCGUGCGACUGUUCGCUGGACACGUCAACCUGCCUGGCCAAGAAUGGAGAGAUCUGUAACGGCCGAGGAACCUGCGAAUGCGGUGUCUGCAAGUGUACCGACCCAAAGUUCCAGGGACCUACCUGCGAGAUCUGCCCCACAUGCCCCGGAGUUUGCGCUCAACACAAGGCAUGUGUGGAGUGCCGAGCGUUCCGGACGGGCGAGAAGAAGGACACAUGCGAGCAAGACUGCGACUACUUUGCUCUGACCAAAGUAAAGGACACCAGUGAUCUUCCGAUGCCUCCUUUUAACCAGGAUUUCCGCCUUAUGCAUUGCAAGGAGAGAAACGACGAUGACAGCUGGUUUUUCUUUACCAUCCGCGUUGACACCAAAGAGGUCCACGUUGUCGAUCAGCCAGGAGCCAUAAUUCCCGCUCGUUCUGCCAACUUAAUGGAAAGAGGCGUCUCCUCUUCCCCUUCUAUCUUUAUUCCUUGUUCCACUGUUUACACGUUAACUCCUCCCACCAGAGAUUCGGACGAUCCCAUCGUGGAAAGCAACGACAGAGUAAAAGAAAAAUGA
Molecule: messenger RNA, 1827 nt
Organism: Nerophis lumbriciformis (worm pipefish)
Lineage: Eukaryota; Metazoa; Chordata; Actinopteri; Syngnathiformes; Syngnathidae
Source: RefSeq, a predicted model, not a curated record